UCCUCAUCUUCUUUAUUUCUCCUCCAUCCAUCUUUCUUCUAUUUUAAUUAUCCUCCAUAAUUCUUCUCCUACAUACAUACCCUUUUCAGUCAUGUACUCCUCCGCCCCUAAUGACUAUCGAAACUAUUCCUCCGCCCCUCCGCCGCCGGAUGCUCCUCUGUUCACCCCCAUCGGCGCCAGCACAGGUACCCCGCCCAGCUCAACAAGCUCGUACUACUCCGACGGUCCAACCCCGCGCCCCCCGCCCCAGAUCCGCUCUAAAACCAAGAUCCCCUGGUCCUCCGGCCUCUGCGACUGCCGCAACGACGUUCGCACCUGUUGCAUAACGUGCUGGUGCCCUUGCAUUACUUUUGGGCGGAUUGCGGAGAUUGUGGAUAAGGGCUCAUCCUCUUGCGGGUUCAACGGGGCGCUGUACACGCUGAUAUUCUGCGUCACUGGAUGCUGCUGCAGCUGCUACUCCUGCUUCUACAGGGCAAAGAUGAGGCAGCAGUACUCCCUCAAGAAGAAGCCUUGCGGUGACUGCCUCGUUCACUGCUGCUGCGAGACCUGCGCCCUUUGUCAAGAGUAUCGCGAGCUCCAGAACCGCGGUUUCGACAUGUCCAUCGGGUGGCAUGGGAACGUGGAGAUGAAGAAUCGGGGGCUGGCGAUGAUGCCCGUAGCGUCGGCGGCUCCCACUGUGGAAAAGACCAUGACCCGUUGAUCCGCCGUGCAUGUGUUCUCUAUUAGACAAUACUUAAUCUGUAUCCAACUACCACAUGUGCGAUACCCGAAACUUAUUAUAUAUUUGUAAUUAAUUAAUUACAAAUAAGUUUUUCCCUUUUAAUUAAAUGAUAAAUUAAGGUCUGCAAAAAUUAUAACUAAGAAUUGUUGUAAUAUAUUGUUGCUUCAAUUA
This is a messenger RNA of Malania oleifera, 892 nucleotides long. RefSeq names its product protein PLANT CADMIUM RESISTANCE 2-like. The coding region runs from base 92 to 700 and encodes 202 amino acids. NCBI's taxonomy places the organism in Eukaryota, Viridiplantae, Streptophyta, Magnoliopsida, Santalales, Ximeniaceae. The transcript has 4 exons. The record is from RefSeq and is a predicted model, not a curated record.